This is a messenger RNA of Amoebophrya sp. A120, 2085 nucleotides long. NCBI's taxonomy places the organism in Eukaryota, Dinophyceae, Syndiniales, Amoebophryaceae. The record is from the annotation of a GenBank genome assembly.
GCUUCAUAUUAGCUACACACAGUGGCAUUCCCAUUCGGCGUUUUGUCUGUGCGGUGUGCGGCAACCCAUCACGGCAACGUUUCUGUGUCCCUAAUCCCGCUCCGGAAUUAGUGGCCGCAGUGCGCCGCGGUGCAUAUUUAUAAACACAUCAUGCGAAUUUGCUCCUUGUCCUUGUGUUCAUCGUUGUACUGCUGUCCUCCGCCAAGAUUUGAUGUGACCUCCCGUGUUGUGGACUUUGACCUGGCCGACCACACCAUGGCUUGUUGGUAGGUGUUUCUGACAAAUGUUUUUGCACAGCAAAGCGAAAGCAAUAGUGGUAGAAGUCCUCAUCCACCUCUCUCUCUUCUGGUUUAACAUCCACAGCAGCUAGUAGACAGCAUGCCAGUCGGUCCCGUCCGUUACAAAGCGCCCUUGCCGGUGCGCUUCAAGGUGAACAAAGGGCGACUGUUGUUCCAGAAGGACCCAGAGGUGAAGAUCGGGAAGUCCAUCGUCGCGGCGCAGCAGCAAUGUGUGACCGCCCACCACCUGGAAACCGCGAGGCGGAUGCUGCGCAAGUCCCUCGGCAAGGACAAACCCUUUCUGAUGAACGUGCACGCGACUUUUGCCCGGACGAAAAAGUCCCAGGGCGUGAAGAUGGGAAAAGGGCAGGGAGCGAUCAGCUACUUCGUCGCCCGCGUCUCCGCCGGCAAGCCGAUCAUCACGGUGCCGACUCUCGCGAAAUUCCCGGGCGUGCCGGCGAACCUGUACACGCUGAAGUGCAUUGUGUAUCGAAAGCAAAAAUCCCCCCUCCCCAUAUCGAAAACGAAAUUUGUGAUGCUGUAUUUGAGGUCACAAAUCAGAUUUGUCUUGCUGGCGAGGACUGCAGGCCCAUAUCAGGCCUGAGUAGACAAGUUUUGGCCUAGGCGCUUCGCAUGGCAGACGUCUACGCUGUAGGAGCAACAGCAUAACAAACCGCCUGUAGAAUGUGGCGGAGCCUGUAGACUUGCCUUCAUGCAGUACAGCGACGAUUUGUGGUCUCAAAUCUGCAUCGCAAAUUUUCAGAAGUGUCCCGGUUUGGUAUGGGGAGGGGGGAUUAUUCCUCACAAUAUUGUAGACAUCAUGCCCAUGGCCUGUCGGUUGCGGGAACAGUAUAACCACUUUAUCAGAAUGAAAAAUGCCCCCACCGCCACCCCCGAACUUGAAAGCAUUUGUAUUGCAAACCUUUCCAAAUGAAACAUUCGCCCUCUUGCACCUAUCAGCAUCACAGGUUUCCAACCGUGAAUAGCAAAAAUUUGUAUUGCAAAAGACCCCAGCAAGAGCGGCGCUUGUCAUGCAAGCGAUGCGAUACACGCCUAGACUCCGCAUCAGAAAGAUUCAUACUCGUUUCAUGCAUGACAAAAAGUUUUCAUUUGGAAACUCCGCAUCACAAAUUUUUGCAAUUUGAGGGGUGGGGGGCACUUUUCACUGUAAUACACUUUCCGGAGUUUCGAAACCCCAGACCCUGCAUCGCGCUUGGCGGGAACCGGGUGGACGGGAAACAGUUCGAAUCUUUGAAGGAAGUUGGAGGAGGAGCUUCUCCACCGGAAGUAGAUGAAUCACUGCGAUUGCAGAUUGAAUCUGUGCCUUCGACGGAGGACGCCGAGGACGCUGCAGAAAGAACUACAACCGGAAGCGAAGAUACAGGCACGAACCUAGCCGCUGUCGCGGAUGAGGAAGAUGUUCUUGCACCAUCGAAAACUGAUGCACUGGCACCAGCCGCAAGAACCGCAGUUCAUGAUCCGUCGGCAUCUUCAACAAGGAGCCAAGAUAACCUCGGCGUGGUGAAAUUGAAACACCGCAGACAUGUUUCCGAGCUUGGCCUUGAAAGUCAGCGGUACGGAGCUUCCACGCGAGGGCAAUGCACGGAGGUGGCUCGCUUGAACUUGUCAAAAACUGCAUCGCGAUUGGCAGUUGGGGGAAUAGGUGGAAGACUUUUUGCGGCCGCUGCGGGGAAAGAGCUGAGAAGAAGAUUUUGUUGAAAACCAAAGUUGAAACUUUUUUGCGCACAGGACAAACGUUUUUUCACUUCUGCAAGUAGUUGUCAAAAUUAUUGCGAUGAGAAUUGUA